AUGGACGGUGAUCUCUAUGAUGAGUUUGGGAACUACAUAGGACCGGACCUAGAGUCCGAUUCAGAAGAUGAACAAAGUGUGUACGGUCAGGAUAACCGUGAUGCCGAUGAAGACGCAAUGGAGGAAGACGAGGAUGUUGAUGCAGAGCCUGAAGCGGCACCGAUGUCUGUCGUGCUUCAUGAGGACAAGCGCUACUACCCACAAGCAGUGGAAGUAUAUGGGCCUGAUGUAGAAACAGUAGUGCAAGAAGAAGAUACCCAAGCACUAGAUAAGCCUCUUAUCGAACCAGUAAAGCACAAAAAGUUUCAACUUCAAGAACAGCAGCUACCACACACAGUGUAUGAUAUGGAGUACCUUGCUGACAUGCUAGAUAACACCAAUCUUAUGAGGAAUAUUACUUUGAUGGGACAUUUGCAUAAUGGUAAAACCUCCUUUGUUGACUGCUUGAUUCGUCAAACCCACCCAGAUACUAUCAACAAUGAUACAACCAUUCCCAUGCGAUACACAGACACACUUUUUGUGGAGCAAGAAAGAGGAGUAUCUAUAAAAUCAAUGCCAGUCACACUUUUACUUAAGGAUAUUAAAGGAAAGUCCCAUUUACUGAAUAUAAUGGACACCCCGGGACAUGUUAAUUUCAGUGAUGAAGUAACUGCAGCAUUAAGGAUCUCUGACGGUGCCAUACUAUUUGUUGAUGCCGCUGAAGGAAUAAUGCUUAACACGGAACGUUUACUCCGUCACGCUGUUCAAGAACGAGUGCCACUUACUAUUUGCAUCAAUAAAAUAGAUAGAUUAAUCUUGGAACUAAAGUUGCCCCCUGCAGAUGCCUACUACAAACUGAGGCAUAUUAUUGAUGAGUUGAACUCGGUGUGUGAGACGACACAUCCCCAGGACAACCCUGAUGAGCCUGUCACUAUAUUCUCACCUUUGUUGGGCAAUGUGUGUUUCGCCUCAUCUCUAUACGAUGUGUGCUUUACACUGGAAUCUUUUGCGGCUAUGUACGCAAAUACUCAUAGUUCAAGCGGUCUACGCGCAUCAGAUAUGGCCGCCUGGUUAUGGGGAGACGUGUACUUUAAUGCGAAGACGAGACGCUUCACCAAGAAGCAGCCGCACUCUUCUGCUCAGAGAAGCUUCGUUGAGUUCAUUUUGGAGCCAUUGUAUAAGAUAUUUGCUCAGGUGGUGGGGGAUGUGGAUACUACAUUGCCAGACGUGUUAGCUGAGUUGGACAUUAAACUGACGAAGCAGGAGUCUAAACUCAAUGUGCGACCUUUGCUGCGUUUGGUCUGCAGUCGGUUCUUUGGAGACUUUUGCGGCUUCGUGGACAUGGUAACCCGUCACGUACCGUCACCACUUGACGCGGCACCUCGCAAGGUGGCCCACUGCUACCGAGGUGCUUCGGGCCCUCUAUACGAUGACAUGCUCAACUGUGACCAAUCGGGUCGUCUCGUCGCUCACACCACCAAGAUGUACCCUACGGAUGACUGUACCUUCUUCCUUGUCUUAGCUAGGAUAAUGUCCGGUACGUUAUACGCUGGCCAAACGGUACGGGUGUUAGGAGAAAAUUACAGCACACAGGACGAAGAAGAUUCUAGAAUAAUGAACGUGGGACGUCUGUGGAUCUUUGAAGCUAGAUAUAAGGUCGAGUUAAACAGAGUACCAGCUGGUUGCUGGGCUCUCAUCGAAGGCAUUGACCAGCCCAUAGUGAAGACCUGCACUCUGGUAUCGGCAGAUGAGGAAGAGGAGCUUCACACAUUCAAACCCUUACGGUUCAACACCCAAGCCAUUGUCAAGAUAGCAGUUGAACCAGUUAACCCAUCAGAAUUGCCAAAGAUGCUUGAUGGAUUAAGAAAGGUAAACAAAUCAUACCCAGUGUUAUCCACUCGGGUGGAAGAAAGCGGGGAGCAUGUAAUCCUGGGCACAGGAGAGUUAUACCUCGAUUGUGUGAUGCACGAUCUGAGAAAUAUGUACUCCGAGAUAGAUAUCAAAGUUGCUGAUCCCGUCGUAUCAUUCUGUGAGACUGUGGUGGAAACUUCAUCUCUUAAGUGUUUCGCUGAAACACCGAACAAGCGGAAUAAGCUCACCAUGAUAGCAGAGCCCUUGGAACGAGGUCUCGCUGAGGACAUAGAGGCUGGUGCUGUCUGCGUCACUUGGGACAGAAAAAGACUUGGUGAAUUUUUCCAGACCAAAUAUGAUUGGGAUUUGCUAGCGGCUCGAUCGAUCUGGGCGUUUGGUCCAGACGCCACCGGUCCCAAUAUUUUAGUUGAUGACACCUUGCCCUCGGAAGUCGACAAGCAUUUGUUGGCCUCAGUCAAGGAUAGUAUUGUACAAGGAUUUCAGUGGGGUACCAGAGAAGGACCGCUUUGUGAGGAGCCCAUACGAAAUGUCAAAUUCAAGAUCCUGGACGCGGUCAUAGCGCAAGAACCACUGCACCGCGGUGGAGGACAAAUCAUUCCCACAGCGAGAAGGGUGGCGUAUUCUGCAUUUUUGAUGGCAACACCGCGCCUAAUGGAGCCCUACUUGUUUGUUGAAGUGCAAGCGCCGGCUGAUUGCGUGUCUGCGGUUUAUACAGUGUUGGCUAAACGUAGAGGGCACGUGACUCAAGAUGCGCCGGUGCCAGGAUCUCCCCUCUACACGAUAAAGGCGUUCGUGCCGGCCAUAGACUCGUUCGGCUUCGAGACGGAUCUGCGCACGCACACGCAAGGUCAGGCGUUCUGUCUGCAAGUGUUCCACCACUGGCAGAUUGUGCCGGGCGAUCCUUUGGACAAGAGCAUUGUUAUACGACCCUUGGAGCCGCAGCCUGCAACUCAUUUAGCUCGAGAAUUCAUGAUAAAAACUCGACGGCGCAAAGGCCUUAGUGAGGACGUGUCUAUUAACAAGUUCUUCGAUGACCCUAUGUUGUUGGAGCUUGCCAGACAAGAUGUGCAGUUCAAUUAA
Messenger RNA from Leptosia nina, 2931 nucleotides. Lineage: Eukaryota; Metazoa; Arthropoda; Insecta; Lepidoptera; Pieridae. The record is from the annotation of a GenBank genome assembly.